AUGGCCUUCCCCGACCGUCCGCCCCCGCCCCAGUUCGCGGUUGUCUCCCAAUCCGGCUCAUCCAGCCCCAGACCCUCCCAGACCCGCCUCAACCGCUCCACCCGGCCGGACCCAGGUGUGUUCGGCCACAUCCCUGGCGCGCCCCCCGGGCCGCGGUGGGAGAAGAGGAUCGACGGCAGCCAGGCCGGCGUCCAUGCCCCUGUCCAGAGCGGCAUCUCCGGCACCGAAGACAGGGGCGGCGCCAAGAGCGUGACCCUCAACGACGGCUACCACGAUGGCGACUGCGGCGACAUCAUCUGGUACAUGGGAUCCGGCGGAUUCGUCCUCAAUUGCCAGAAGAAAUCCAUCAUGCAGAGGGACCAAGACCCCAAAAGCAACACCAAUCGUGCCUUGUGGGCAUCGCUCGUCACCCGUCGUCCAGUCCGAGUCGUCCGGGGUUCUGAUGCCCAACAUUCUGCAUGGGCGCCCGGGAAUGGAUACCGUUACGAUGGUCUCUACGAAGUCACGUGUUUCGAUAUUGUCAGAGAUCCUUCAGGACUCACGGACUACAGAUGUCUGCUCUCCCGCAUGGAAAGGCUCAAGCAAGAUCGCUACGCCCUCCCCAUCAAAUGGGACAUGCACGGCUGGGCGCACACAAAAGCCAACGAAGGGCGAGACCGGCAACGCGCAGAAGAUGCCGGCCUAAAUACCCCCAACAACCUCCUCGAGCGGAGCAAAGUCCGCCGCCCUCAAGAGUCCACCGCCUCCCAGUCACGGCCCACGUCUGCCCCACACCCGCCGCCGCCUCCUCCCCGUCAGUCCUUCCUGACUCCUUCCCACCGACGCCCGCCCCUUCAAGACUUGGCCAACCGCAACCGCCCGGCCAACCCGCCCCUUGCCGCUACAGCCGCCCAACUGGGAUUCCUACAAAGCUCCAUCACGAGAGAAGCUUUGGAGAAAAUCAAGUUUACUCGCAAGCCGGCUGCUCCGGCUGCCGGCUCCUCCAAAAGGCCUGCAUCCCCUCCUGCCGCCCAGACCCAACUCCCUGCCCCUGCCCGUCCCCCUUCUCCUCGGUUGCCCUCAGCUGCCAUCCCCACAGCUCCUGCCUCGCUGAAAACAGGGCCAACAAGCGCCCCAGCUCGUGCGGCCUCUCCUCCAAAGUCUCGGCCAGCUGCCAGCCCCGCAGCUCGUCCGCUGGAGAAAACAGCACCCAUCAACCCCCCAGCUCGUGCUGUGCUGCCUCUCCUCAGUUCCACACUUGUCUCAACAUUGGAAUGGAGGCAUACCUGA
Molecule: messenger RNA, 1269 nt
Organism: Puccinia triticina
Lineage: Eukaryota; Fungi; Basidiomycota; Pucciniomycetes; Pucciniales; Pucciniaceae
Exons: 2
Coding region: 1-1269 (422 amino acids)
Biological process (GO): protein ubiquitination; negative regulation of gene expression via chromosomal CpG island methylation
Molecular function (GO): ubiquitin protein ligase activity
Source: RefSeq, a predicted model, not a curated record